Molecule: messenger RNA, 2379 nt
Organism: Alternaria arborescens
Lineage: Eukaryota; Fungi; Ascomycota; Dothideomycetes; Pleosporales; Pleosporaceae
Exons: 2
Coding region: 1-2379 (792 amino acids)
Source: RefSeq, a predicted model, not a curated record
AUGAGAGAUGAGGCUGGAAACUCCGCUGGUCACGCCGCGGUGGAGACGUCCGAGGCCUCGAAUCAGUUGUCGCCGGUUCCCUCGAAUGCACACAGCAUCUCGUCGACCAAGGGCCCCGCAUCACGAUCGUGGCUCACCAAUGUCCGCCGACCACGCACUUCACCCGGGCCUCGAGCUUUCUCCCUGAAGCGGACGCUACUGAACGAGGACGACGACCGCAGAGAUUCGGCCUUAGCACCCUCCAAUGGCACUACCACCAACGAACCGCCCUCACCUACUAGCCUGCGCAAGACGCCGAGUCUGCCUGCCAUUGUAGUGCAGGAUGAACGCUCCUCAGGUCCCAAGGGCCAUGCGUCACAACGACGUUGCUCACUAGACGAUGCCACAUGCGAGCAAGAGGCCGAGUUCCCUGGCCUAGACACGUACAUUCCUACAGGCAGCUUCGACGACUUCUCUUCGGACGCGCAGAUAUCUUUCUCCAAGCGAGGCAGCAUGAUGUUGGGUGGCAAGAAGGUAAACAGGCGAAGCAAACAAAUGGAUCUCCUUGUGGAAGCCGCGCCCGCACCAAGCACACCACCGCGACAAAAGGAGCAGGCGCAGCCAAAUGAAUCACCCAAGCAGGACCCUUCACCCUCACCCACACCCGCGACGAAGCACCUCUCACCGCGAUCCACCUCACGUUACUCGACCCGCGCACGAUCAACGAACCACCGAGUACUAUCAGCCGAUGAGAUGACACUGUCGCGCAAAGUUCGCUGCAUGUACAUGCAUGGCAACGAGAGUGCUGUCAACUGGGAUACACCCGAGGAGGAGACAAGCAGUGUUCAGAACAGCUACCUGGGGAGCAGCGCUGUUACCAACACCCCAGCUAAUGGUUCGUCGGUGCUCGUGGAAGGCAACGAGGACACAAGUUCACUCAUAAGCUCACGACACGGGAGUGUGAUAGUCAAAGAACCUACAGAGGCAGCCGGUGGACUCGAGGACUGGGCGGAUCUUGACGGUGGAGAGGUCGACCGAUACGGUUUUAUCAUACCUAAAAAGACAAAGUCGAAAUCCGACGCCGACGGCCCAGACGGACCCGACGUGCCCCGCAUGCAGCGAGUCACUACAACACUACAACUGCUGUCUGAAGAGCCUAGACGACGGCGUCUAGGGCGCAGCGCAUCGAGAGCUCGCUCUACUCGUUCUGUAGACCCACGCUCAGGCUCACCUAAGCGGCGGCUUUCUGGCAAAUCUUCAAGACCCGCCAGAUCGAUUUUCUCAGGUCGCACUUCAGAUACGCACAGCAGUCACAGGCCCCUGCGACACGCGACAAACAGGUUACCCCAUAAUCGGGACCGCAGGCUGAGGGACGAGGCGAGUGACAUGCUCAAGCUACCGCCCGGUCUAGCCGAGGUUGCGGAACAGCAAGAAGGAGGAAGGGCUGCACAGGCGAUGAGAGCAAAGGAAAUCGAGCGCAACGAAAAAUGGCGUAAGAUGGCCAAGGUUGUCAAAGCGGGGGCAGAUAAGGGGGGCAUGCUGUUUGAAUUCGAUACCAAAGACCCCAAGGUCAUCUCUCGCACAUGGAAGGGCAUACCUGAUCGCUGGAGGGCGACUGCGUGGUACUCGUUCCUUGCUGCGAGUGCCAAAGCCGACGCAAAUAGUCCAACAGAAGAGGAGCUCAUCGAAAGCUUUUACGAACUCCAGCUGGAGAGCUCUGCAGAGGAUGUGCAGAUUGAUGUUGAUGUACCUCGCACUAUCAACCGGCAUAUCAUGUUCCGGCGGCGGUACCGUGGAGGCCAGCGACUUCUAUUCCGCGUACUGCAUGCGAUGUCACUGUACUUGCCUGAAACUGGCUACGUCCAAGGCAUGGCUGCACUAACCGCAACGCUUCUUUGCUAUUACGAAGAGGACCGAGCUUUCGUCAUGCUAGUGCGAUUGUGGCAGCUUCGAGGCAUGGAAAGACUCUAUGAAGCUGGUUUCGAAGGACUCAUGGAGGCUCUAGAUGACUUUGAGCUGAACUGGCUGUGCGGAGGUGAUGUCGCAAAGAAGCUAAUUGAUCUUGGCAUUAGCUCGACCGCGUACGGUACCCGGUGGUACCUGACGCUGUUCAACUAUUCGUUACCUUUCCCCGCUCAGCUACGCGUCUGGGACGUGUUCAUGCUACUGGGCGACAAGUCUCAUUCCAACUCGCCGACGUCCAAGUUCAGUGGAGACAUGGAUGUGUUACAUGCUACAUCGGCUGCGCUUAUUGAUGCGACGAGAGAGAUCUUGCUGGACUCAGACUUCGAGAACGCGAUGAAGGUGUUGACCUCUUGGAUCCCUAUUAAAGACGAAGAGUUGUUGAUGCGCGUGGCGAAGGCUGAAUACAAGAUGCGGAAGAAGCGAGCCAAUGCUUAA